Messenger RNA from Astrephomene gubernaculifera, 5542 nucleotides. The record is from the annotation of a GenBank genome assembly. NCBI's taxonomy places the organism in Eukaryota, Viridiplantae, Chlorophyta, Chlorophyceae, Chlamydomonadales, Astrephomenaceae.
CAACAUGAUAUCGUCCGUACAGUUGACGACGGACAUUCCUAUCCCUGUGCGCGGUUGCGAAAUACUAUUAAUACCCGCCGAAGAUUAAAAUUGUACCUAUUUCAGCACAAAGCCUAUGGAUUAAUACCAACAGCGUUACCUCUUGUACGGACCUUAGACAUUUCGGCGUAGGCCUUCUCAGAGAAAAUCGUAGCCGUUUCCGCAAAACUUGACACUACAAGUUAAACUCCUUUCGUCCAUGUUAUACUAGCUUUUCUCAUAAGCGGAUUAGCGCAGCGCGUUAGCAAAGCAAGCACCCCAAGCCCUCGCGUCUUCAUCGAAGAUGCUAGAUGACUAUAAGGUUACACGAAAAGUUGGAAAGGCUCUAACUCUCCCGUCGGCUCCAGCGUUUUCGUUCGGAGGUCGGCAUGAACCCCCAAAAGGGCUUACUGGGCCAGGACCAGGAGCAUACGAUCCGGACUGGUGCAGAAACGGCAAGGGCACAGGGUUCGGGACCAGCGCACGCUCCAGUUGGCAGGUGCACGAUACUCCUGCUGGGGCUUCCUAUCAGCCCGUGGUUUCACAAGUCGCGGCUAGCAAACCUGCCUACUCCUUUGGCAUAAAGCACAAGCAAGACGGAAACAAGCUAACGCCUGGCCCGGGCACCUACGAGCCCCGACCCUCCGAGAAGCUAAUAAAGCCCUCGCCAGCGGUCUACACACUCGCGCCCCGCACCACGGGCGAGGGCGAGCGGGAGCGCUCCCCGGGGCCCGCAGAGUACAGUCCCGAGUUCAAGCCCCGGGAGGUGCACGCAGCCAGCAUCAAGUUCCGCAAUGAGGUCCCGCACCGCUAUGCACAAGUGACGCCGGGGCCUGGGGAGUACGACUCACGGAGACCGGGGCGGCCCUUUUCGGAGGGCAAGACGUUCGGAGAGAGCCGCACGGACCUGUUCCGAGGCAACGGCGUCCCAGGACCGGGCGAGUACGGCGCCCCCUCCGUGGCGCUCCAGCGCCCCCGUCGCGCCUCCUGGACCAUCGGCCGCGCCUCCCGUGACGCCGGCGCACGCACCUCCAUCAACCCCGGCCCGGGCGCCUACGAGGUAAUCGAGCCGCUCAUACCCCGUGACGGCGGCCACAGCGCCGCCUCGGACUUCCGCUCCUCGCCCGCGUAUACCUUUGGCGGGAGACCGCCAUGGGCGGUGCCUGCCCUCAGUCCAGGGCCCGCGGACUACGGCACGCCGCCGGAUCCAGGCAAGGUGGCCAAGCCCGCGUACACGCUGCGUGGGGCCGCGUCUAAGGAGCACGAUGAGGCGGUUCCGGGACCGGGGACGUACGCGCCGGAUAAGGCGGACGAGACGGUGCAUGUGACGGCGCCGGUGUACAGCAUUGCGCAGCGGCCUGGCGAGGCGUUGGCGGAGGCGAUGCCGGGUCCUGGGGCAUACGACCCUCGGGACAGCGAUGGGCGGUUAGCCGUCAGUCUCAAGUUCCGCACGGAUCCCAAGCCGCCCACCGCCGACCACCCCGCGCCGCACGACUACUCCAACAAGGACUUUCGGGGCUUCGGUGUGUCGUACGGCGGUAGCCAGGCGCGCAAGGGCUUCACCAUGCGGCCGCGCUGGCGGGACGAGCGGCGCGCGCAGGUGCCGGGUCCGCAGUACGAGGUGGGGUGCAGCACGCUGGGGGUGGCCGGGUCGCCCAUGAUCGACAAGUCCAAGAUCAGCAUGUCGCUGGUGUUGUAGUGUUGGGGCAGGCUGGGGGUGUGGUUGGGGCAGGCUGGGGGUGUGGUUGGGACAGGCUGGGUAAAGAGGAAACGACUAACUGACCGUGUGAAAGGCGUCAUCAUGGUUUGCAGCAUCAUGUGAGCCAGCCCGACCCGCCCAGCCCGAAUUUGCAGGCUGGGGGUGACUUGUUUGGGGUUCAGGUAAGCUGAGCCGCAGAGAGCUGAUCCAACCCAACCCUUGUGUUAAGGGCUGGGGAGGGCUCAGCAGAGAGCAAUGAAUGUGGUUUGCAGAAUGGAGUGGUAGGUAUUUUGUACCGGUAUGCAGGUUGGGUGGGCCACACGGUACACAAGGCAGGGACUGAAGGCUUGCGUAUUCCUUGUACGGCCAGUAUGGGCAGGUGUGGGUGGGUUGGGUCACAGGCAGCAGGGGUGUUGGUUGGUGUCGCAGGGAGUCUUGCGUGUAUCAUGGAUUACUGCUGGAUGUGGAUAGUGUGCGCAAGCUAACGGUAUAGCCGCGGUAUGUGCGCUGCGGCCCUGGGUGCCGCCUGCGUUGCAGGGGGUAAGAGGAAACGACUAACAAACCGUGUGUUGCAUGGGUAAGCUACUGGGCUGUGUUGGAGCAUGGGCGCGAUGGCAGGAUUGGUGGCAGGUUGUCUGGUGGCAGCGUGUCCCAACACAACAAGAUGCAGGGGAAUACUCGGUAUGUCUUGACCAAGGAGCUAACUAUCGCACGGUGCGAAUGAAUCCGUAUUUAGGUUUGGAUAACCGUCAAAUGUCAACGCAUGCUCUCGCUUGCUCCGCUUAACUUGAGGUGCUGUUGCUGCGGGCAUCUCUUUUGCUGCUGCCUGUUGUGAACUGCUGCUUGCGGGCUACACGGACCCAGCGGGUUGGGUACGAUUACUACGGACGGUGUUUGAGGUCCGGCCAAAUCCGCCAGCCCGAGCUCUUGUGAUGCAGGGUUGUUGACUCGGGGACGCAUGUUGAGCAGGGCAGUGCAUGAGCAUUUGGGCAAGGCGGGUAGUGCGGUAGCUCUUGAUGCUUGUUUAUACUUUCUUGGGAGGGGUUUUACGAUUGCAUGUGUUUUUUCCAAGGUGUACUUUUCCGUCUGGACAAGAUGGGCCGGGCGUGAGAGCAAAGUUACCGCAUACUAAGGGAGCGUGUGUGGCUGUACGCUGUGCAAACUGGAUGCGCAGCAGGUUGCUUUUGUCCAAGUACGACAAUUCCCGUGCCUUUUAGGCUGCAGCUGUGCGGGGGACUAACUGAAUGUGCCAGGAUAAUGAUGCGUGGCUCGCAGUCACGCAUGUGCAAGCGUGCGCUGCCGAGCAACAAAGGAAGUGUGGCUGCGUUGGCGCGUUCCGAACUAUGCAAGGAAUGCAACGCUGUGUCAGCUGUAUGCCGCUGUAUGGGGCUGACCCUUCAAAGUGAGGGCUAGGAGCAAAGCACCAGUUGGCACACAUUUCCUGUAUCACGGCACGGGUUACGCAUAACAUGACCCUUGGAGGAUAUUCAAUGUGUGCAGGCAGGGGACGGGACAGGUAACGCCGUGUGGUACUUGCCGUACCGACACCCUGUCCUGCUGUUCUUGUAGUCAUCGCCAGGUAACCAGGCAAUACCGGUAGACGGCUUCGACCAAGGCCACGCAGGAGUACGGUGAAUGCUCGAUUAAGUCGUGCCUCUGUCGCCAGAAAUAGCAAGAAAUUGGCAUUUCGAACCGCGCUGUCGCUUUCCUGUCAGUCCUGUUAAGCUUAUGGUUAUACGUGAAUACACCGUAAGCUCAAAUUGGGCAGUCUGUAGUAUAUUGCGCUCCUCCUCAGACGACGUAUGGAGUCGCCAAUUUUGUUGCAACAUUGGGCACAGUUACCAGCAGUCCUUGCUGAACACAUUUUCAGCUCUCUACCGAGUAAUGACAUAGCUUGCACCAUACGCCUUGUUAACAAGGCUGGUGCAGCGCGCUUCAGCAGCCCUGAGCACACCACCAUCCACCUGUCCCAGCCUGUGCCAGCCCACGCAUUCUCAAAACACUGGACGAACCCCAACCUUCUCGGGAACAUGACCUAUGCACAGCGGCUCCAACUGUUAUGUCUCACAGCCCGCAGCGGCAGCCUUCCCAACCUUGCAGUAGCAGCGGCGAGUGCUGGAUGCAUCCUGAACGCCGAAGUGAUUAAUGCGGCGGCGGCUGCAGGGCAAGUGCACUGCUGUGAGUGGUUGAGGUCUCAGGGCUGUCGCCUUGGUAAGGUCCUUAGCGCUGCAGCGGGGGCAGGGCAACGAAGGACAUGCGAGUGGGCGUUGGCAAAAGGCUGCGAGUGGGACAUCGAGGCAUUCCAUGCAGCCACGAGCGGAGGCCAUGAAGCCAUCAUGUUUUGGCUGCUUGGGUUGCGGCCCGAGGAAUCUCUGCGCCCGAGUAAAUGGAGCCUGCUUUCCGUGGCCGCUGGCUGCUCCCUGGCAACGUUGAAGCGGCUGUAUAUGGCCUGGGCGGCCGAAGAGGACCUGGCGGAGGCGGCGGAGGAUGAGCCGCAGUGGGCAGCGGAACUGCUAGCCGCUGCUGGCGGCAGCCGCACACCCGACUGGCAGGCCAAGGUGGAAUGGCUUGUGGAGCAGGGCCUGGAGGUCACAGCCGACAGUUACAUACACCGAGACGCUGCCCUCCAUCCAGAUGCCCUGGGCCGCGUGCAGUGGUUGCUGCAAAUGGGCUUUGCAUGCGUUGAGCUCGCAGUCCUGCAAGCUGCAAGGCUGGGCAAGGUCGACGUACUUGAGUACGUGCAUGACGAGGGCAUCGUGUUCGAGGACACCUGGAUUGAUUGCGGCAGGGAAGCGGCAGAGGCAGGGCAGCUGGCCACCCUGCAGCUGUUGUGCUCCUGGAGUGUCGGAGAUGGCAUGCUGAACCUGCGUGCUGCUGCCCGGGCUGGCCAGCUGCCGGUGGUGCUGUGGCUGGUGGAGCAGCAGCUGGGCGAAGACGUGCUGCAGGAGUGCUACCAGCUGUUCGGCUGUGCGGCCGGUUCGGGUAACUUGGAGCUGCUGAGGUGGCUGUACGAACACGGCUGCGUGCGGCGUGAUUUCCGUUAUACCUCGUUUGUCAAGGAGGCUGCAGCUGCUGGCAAUGUGGAGGCGCUGAGGUGGCUGGUGUCCAUCGGAUGUCGAUUUCCGGCUACGGGAUUCGACGCGUGCUGGGCAGCCGUACGCAAGGGCGACCUGGCAACCAUGGAUUGCCUGCAGCAGCUCGGCUGCCCCUGGGGCGACAACCCGGACAGCCGGGGUGACUACGUCAGCCCGGAUUCCAGCUCUGACGGCUACUGGGACAGCCGGCCGGGGCUGCUCUUCCGGCGCUGCAUGGGGCUGCCACGCCCCACCGUGAUACUCGAGUGGCUGCUGGAGAGGGGCUGUCCGGUGGGGAGCUGGAGUGCGGCUGUGCGGCGGGCGGCGCAGGUGGUGGCUCGUGCCGGGUGGACGGAGGAUACGCGGGAGCUGUGGGAGUGGCUGCGACAGGACGGUGGCAUGCGGAGCCGUUGGUGGGCGGAGGAGGCGGCGGAUGAGUGGCAAGAUGGUCUGGAGGAGCUGCUGUCGGGGCUCAACAUGCGCUUGUGAGCGGCUGAAGCUGCUGAGGCGGGGUUUCGGAGAGGACAGCUGGGAUGCGGUUGGCAUGUGUUCAUACGGAGGGUAUCCAUGGGGAGGGACGCGAAGUCGCUGGUGCGUUGUUGACAUACUGGUGUAUCUGCUGCCUGUGGCGCCUCGUAGCUUCCCGGUCAAUGCGCUGCGCCCCAUGUGUGCCAGUAUGUUGCGCGGAGCAGGGUAUGCAGAAGACCCAGGCUAGGGUUCAGUGCCCGGCACCGCCGGUUGUAGAAGCGGU